Messenger RNA from Aspergillus luchuensis, 546 nucleotides. RefSeq names its product ankyrin repeat domain-containing protein. The coding region runs from base 1 to 546 and encodes 181 amino acids. The transcript has a single exon. Gene Ontology annotation, molecular function: protein binding. Gene Ontology annotation, cellular component: cytoplasm; nucleus. The record is from RefSeq and is a predicted model, not a curated record. Lineage: Eukaryota; Fungi; Ascomycota; Eurotiomycetes; Eurotiales; Aspergillaceae.
AUGAAGCAGCAAACCCGCUCAGCGGAUAUCGCUCUCGAAUUUGACCGGCUAAGGAAUGAUUACAUCCUAGAGGCGGACAAGAAUGCUUCGAAGUUCCUCGAAGAGGCACGUACAUCGCUUGAAUUGCUGCAAACGCUGAAAAGACGAGACACUUUCAAAAGAUCCCUUCUUCAUUAUGCUGCCAUGGGUAAUUGUACCCACCUACUUCUUUACCUCCUACAACAUAAGCUAAAUAUUGAUUCGCGAGACAUGCACGGCCGGACACCUCUUUCCUGGGCUGCUGAACACGGUUCACUGGCAGCUGCGGAAAUAUUGUUGGACCGCGGAGCAAACAUCAAUGCUAUUGACUAUGAAAAUGGCACUCCAUUGUCUUAUCUUAUUCACGCAGGUAACCCGAAAACGAAAACGGGCAACCUGAAAGCAACAGAAGCUUUUCUUAAGGAGAGAGGGGCGAAGUUGAAUGGGAGUAGAAAUGCUUUUAAAAGGGCUUGGGUUUGGAUCUUGACAUCUUCUCGACUGCUAUCCUUUGUCCGCCCGAAUGUCUGA